GGGGGGCGGGGGGGCGCCGGCCCCGCCGCCGCGGGGGGACGCGGCUCUCGGCGCCGUGCGCCCGAGCUGCCGCUGGUUACGCCAGCCCCGCCGCCUGCCUCUCUGCCGCUCCUCGCCUCUGAUUCUGCGCACAGCCAGCCCCGAAGCCUGUCAUUCUGCAAAACACAGUUUACUCAACAGAGAGCGAGCGAGUGGGGGAGCGGGAGAGGUGGCGAGAGGGAGACGGCGCGGCGCAGCGCGGUCCCGCACCCCAGCAUGGCUUCGGGGGACCUUUACGAGGUUGAGAGGAUUGUGGACAAAAGGAAGAACAAGAAGGGCAAAUGGGAAUAUCUCAUCAGAUGGAAAGGCUAUGGAAGCAACGAGGACACCUGGGAGCCUGAGCAUCAUCUCCUGCAUUGUGAGGAAUUUAUUGAUGAGUUCAAUGGACUACAUGUUACUAGAGAAAAGCGAUCAAGACAUGGGAAGCAGGCUGGCACUCCAAAAUUUUUACGGGAAAGUCGAGGGUCAUCUGUUGAGAAAAUAUCACACAGACCUUCUGAAUCUGGGAAGUCUAAAGGGUCAACACAUAAAAGAAAGAGAAUUAAUCCAUCUCUUCAAAAACAGAAAAGAGGAUACACAGCAAAGCCAGCAUCUGCAAGUGACAGGGCUGCUAAAACUGUGACUUACCGAACUACCCCCAGCGGUUUACAGAUCAUGCCACUGAAAAAGCCACAUAAUGGGCUGCAGAAUGGAGAUGGCAGUCACGAAAAAGAUUCUAGGCAUUUUGGGAAUGGCUCACAACAGCAAAACAUGGAUUUAAAUGAUCAUGAAGGAGAACACAAUUUGCCAAGCGUUUUGGAAGUCAGUAACGAUUCGCCUGUUGUGAAUGGAAUUGGUUCUUCUCUGGCCAAUGGAAGCUUGAACCUACACAGCACUGUGAAAAGGAAACUAGAUGGGGAGAAAGAUUAUGUCUUCGAUAAGAGACUAAGAUACAGCGUGCGUCAAAAUGAAAGUAACUGCCGGUUCAGGGACAUUGUAGUCCGGAAAGAAGAUGGUUUCACACAUAUUUUGCUGUCCAGUCAGACUUCAGAUAACAAUGCACUGACCCCAGAGAUCAUGAAGGAAGUUCGGAGAGCAUUGUGCAAUGCAUCAGCUGAUGACAGUAAACUCUUACUUCUCAGCGCAGUGGGAAGUGUAUUCUGUAGUGGCCUAGAUUACUCAUAUUUAAUUGGCAGGUUAUCCAAUGACAGAAGAAAGGAAAGCACUAGGAUUGCAGAAGCUAUAAGGGAUUUUGUAAAAGCUUUUAUUCAGUUUAAGAAGCCAAUUGUGGUUGCUAUCAACGGCCCCGCUCUCGGGUUAGGAGCUUCUAUUUUACCACUAUGUGAUAUCGUUUGGGCAAGUGAGAAGGCAUGGUUUCAGACACCAUAUGCAACAAUCCGACUCACUCCAGCCGGCUGCUCAUCAUAUACAUUCCCACAAAUACUGGGUGUUGCACUGGCAAAUGAAAUGUUGUUCUGUGGGAGAAAGCUGACAGCACAGGAAGCCUGCAGCAGAGGACUAGUGUCACAAGUGUUUUGGCCAACAACAUUCAGCCAAGAAGUGAUGCUACGAGUGAAGGAAAUGGCAUCCUGCAGUGCAGUGGUAUUGGAAGAGUCCAAAUGCCUUGUGCGGAGCUUCCUGAAAUCCGGACUGGAAGAUGUGAAUGAGAAAGAGUGUCAGAUGUUGAAACAGCUGUGGAGUUCUUCCAAAGGACUGGAUUCAUUAUUCAGCUACUUGCAAGACAAAAUUUAUGAAGUCUGAUGUCAUGGCCUAACUUCAAGAGAAAAUGCUCCGACUGUAAACAGAGCCCAACAUUACCUGUGUUUGAAAAGCAGAGGCAACGCAUCCUUGAGGAAUUUGUGACAGUGUAUCUUAAUACAUAUGGUUGUGUCCAUUUCCUUGUGAGUUACACAGCUGCUUCUAGCUGGUUUGAUUUCGUGUGACAGAGAUGUAGGCAGGCUUGUUCAGUGCACAUAAGCUCUGCAGAGGGCUGCGUCUUUCACAUGCUCACCCAGAUAAAAUUCACAUUCCAGGGGCCAAGAAGCACUGCUGCGGCCCAAGAAGGCACGCCGUCGGUAACCAUUUAUUUUGUCUGUCCUUCUUAACUUAUUCUUGCUGUUGCAACACAUCUGGGCUGACACACAGGGCUCAAGCGGAAAACUGGGUCGGCGUAACAUUUUGUAGACCCAACCAUCAUACUUAUGAAAUAUUUUAAUUAUUUUUUUCUAGGUUCUAACAAUGUAAUGGAAAAAUCUGAUAAUUUAUAUGUAUAAUAUGUAAAGUUAGUUUUACAAAAACUACUAGGAUUUUUUCUUUGUUGAAUUUAUUUAACUUAUUUAUUUUGUGUUCAUACUCAGCUGUUGGUUGAUCACAGAUCUUAUUUUCAUACUUCCCUUGACUGAAUUAAUGGUAACACAUAAGAAUGCAAAAAUUUUUUAGCAGCGAGCUGUGUAGAAAAGAAAGACUAUAUAUAGAAAACACACAGUAUGCUGUGGGCACUAAAAGAAACAGCCAUGUGCAUGCUCUUGUGUGCGGGAAAACUGUACAAAGAUGUAUUUGCCAGGGUUAAGGAAAGAAAAAAGCGGAUUCUGAAACAGUGAGUCCCCCCUAGUCUCUCUUCACUUUCUGCCUUCUUGAGGAGCAUUGAAGGGCUUGCCAACAAGAUGCUUUAUUUAAGUUUACUAUACUCCUGUUAGCCGGAUGUCAGUAACAGGGUGAGUGGUGCCGUUAUGUGGCAUCUUACUGUUCUUCAGGUUUAAACAUCCCCUUUUGGUCUGAAGUCUAAAAACAAAUCUUUAUGAGCCUUAGUCUAGUUGCCUGAUUCCUCAGGUGUGAGAUAAUUUCUGCUCUGGAGGCCUUUGGGUGUGGGCCAACAGCUUAUACAAGGUGCUAGGUACUGAACAAAGUGGAGGGAGAGGUUUCCUGUUGCUUUUCCCAGCUCUCCACAUCUGGCCACCCCACCAUCUGGUUACAAGAACUGAUGGCUAUCCGUAAAAGCAGUCCCCAACAAAUGACAAAACUCCCAUCCGUUACCCCAGAACGUGAUGCAAGCACUCCUCAGCAACACCGACCGACUUCCGAACACUGGAUCACUCUCGUUUCCUUCUUGCUAGUAAGGCAGUUAACAUGGAGCUAACGCAAACCUGCUCGGUGACUUCAGCUGCCAUUUUAGCAUGCCCAAAUCAAAAGCUCUUGAAGCAGAAGCUCUGCACGUUUGUUUAUUUUGUAAUGUGUGCACUUACUCUCCAUCGUCGAGCUCAGCGACUAAGUGACUAGGUUAUGCCCUAGACCUCUGCAAAGGAGGUCAGUGGUUAGGUUUUCCCCCUCGCGGUCUUUCCAUGACAGUCUCCACACACCUUUGUAAAGUUAGCAAACAGGUCAUCACCGCAAACAGUAGCCUUCAACACAUUUAUGUGUUAUUUCUUCUUCCACAAAUAAAGAAACGCACUAUUUCUAGGGCCUGAUUGUACCAUUGAUUUUCAAGGAAAUCAUUACUCCAGAGGCAGAAGUUUUCAUGGAAGUUCUUCAUAAAAAAUAUGAAAUCUGGCUUCUAAUUAGCCAGCUGAAACGUCUUCAAAAAGCACUAUCCAAACAAGUGACUUAUUUUUAAAUGUCUGAAACAAAGAGGAGCUCUUUCAGUAACUCUCGGAAAUGAUAGAUAUACCACUCGUUCUUAUACCAAGAGCUGCUUGUUUCUGCAACCUGCCAGCAAUGCCACAGACCCCGCGACCCUGUCUGUGUGCACAUCUGAGUCACCUAUAGGGCAGUCCCGUUAAAAGGAGAGGGAUUACUCAAGUGAAAAUUAUCCACGUGCCUAAGUGUUUGCACAAUCAGGCCUCCGGUACAUGACUUCAGAAAAAAAGUAAUGGAAAGUACCAUGGUUCCUCAACUUCCUUUGUUUUUCUUUCUUUAUUCCCGUCCAGAGAGCCAUAACUCCUAGUCAUGUGUUAAAUGUGUUAAUAAAAUAUUAGGAAGUUUAUUUCAGUACUAUGCUUGGGUUUUGUAGAUAAAUUUAGAAAGACUGCUCAGCAAUGUGAAGGUAAGCUUUCCGUAUGAGAUUUUCAAACAAAGAAGAAUCAUAAGUUGUUAGACUUUAAACUGCAUCAUUUCAUCUGAUUUUUCAAAUAUCUGUAUCUUAGCAUUUUUUAUGACAAAGGAAUGGUUGAAAUACAUUUUCUAUAAUUAUUUUUCCAUUAAAGCAAGAGCUAAACAUAGUUAACAUUUUUAAUUAUUCAUAUCUAUACAGUCACAAUCUAGUUUUCAUGGAAUCUAUUUUCCCUUCAAGAAAAGAAUAGUAACAAUGUCAAAAGCUUCUUUUCCAGUAUUUAAGGAUCAGAAUCAAUUCUCUCUUGUGUUGCUGUCCUUACUAGGUAUUCAGAUAUUUAGAUGUACUGUACAUAUUAGUCUGGGUACCUUUACUAAUAUUCACAGUAUUUAAGAUUAUAAAUGCAAUUUGUUGUUAAGUAUGUUAUUUUAUUGUGUAAAUUGUUUUGUACAAUCUUUAAAAAUCUACAGUUUUGCAUUUGUAGAUAUUAAAGGUAAGCAAUUUAUUUUGUGUUGUCCUGCAUGUAUAUUUUUGCUGUAGAUAAGUGUUGCUUAGUUUACUAUUUCAGUACAUUUCUGUUUAAAUGAAUAAGCUUACAAACUUUAAUACAGUAUAUAUUUUCAGAAUAUAAACUUUUAUAUUUCUGUGGUAGGUUAGGGUAUGCGUUUUAGGCAAUCUUUUUCACUACUAUUAACUGUUCUUUUAAUCUAUAAUAUAAUGGUUUUGUGCCAAUAGUUUUUCAUUAGAAUAAAAUGCUCUUUUAACAUUAGGGAUAAACAGACAAUUUUGGUUGGGGUUUGUUUUGUUUUGUUAUUUUUUAAUUUUUUGCCAGCCUUUACAGUUUUAAAUGUAAUUUGUAAAUGUAUUGCAUUUGUGAAUAAGCCUUACCAUUAGGUACAAGAAAUCUUUAAAGCUACAUAAUUGCAUAUAUAGUACUAAGGACUUCCCCAAGUAAUUGCUGUAAGAAAGUUAGCAAAAUCAGAGUACAGGGCCUUAAGUUUUUCUUGUGAAAAGGAUAAUACGGGUUGUUUCUUUCGAACAACACAGUUAGACUUGUCAGCAUGGGCUUUGGUAUAUAUAAACUGUGCAUUUGUGCUCCCAACCACAAUAGUUUAAUCUCAGGCUUUGUGUGGCUGGGUCUAUAAAAGUCAAAUCUGGCUAAAGCCAGCACUCUUUAGGAGACGCUAAAGAAGUUUACAUAAGAGACUUAUAGACAAUCUUAAUCAUAGUACAUUUGGGUACGCUGUAUCCUAGAUGUGUUAUCUGUGUCUGCCCAAUUAACCGUACGUUUUAAGCCAUAUUAAAUCUCUUUACUGCUACUUUAAAUACUACACUGAAAGUCAUUUGCUAGCUUACCUACCCACAGACAGGAUUUCGAUUUUUAGUGAAUAAAAAUAUUAUGCCUUCCAUAAAAACAAAGGACCAAAGAACUACAUUAUUCUGACAAAGCACUAGUUACUUAGCCAGUGAACUACUUUGACGUUUGUACUGAAGAUCAAAUAGUCUCCUUCUGCUGCAAACACCGCAUUCUCACCCACACCGAGCAUAAGGGGAAAAAAGGUAUCCACUGACUCACUGGGAAAGAGCGACGGUCAGCUAGGGUGGCAUGUCUACUGGUAAGGCUUAUUACCAAACCUCUGAGAUGAAGCAAAGAACCAAAAAUUCACAAAUUAUGUCAAUGUAAAUUUAUUUUCAGAACUUGCACAAGUAAUUAAUUGUAGAACUCUGCAAAUUAGGCCCUUAAGUUAUUUUGUCAGGACGCCAUGGAACAGACGAAAACAGUUUCUAAUAUUUGUAAUGAUGAGUACAUAUUAUAAUAUUAUAAGGGUACAGGCACCCCUAUAUCACAGUGUUGUAAAUAUUUUCUGAAACUGGUACAGUACCGAGGGACUUGUAUCUUCUGAUAUAUCAACUAUUGACUGUCUAGAUCAAAUUGUACACAAUUUAUUUGUUGAUGGUCCUGUAACUAGUGUAUGGACACAUUUCUGGGUGCCUUAGAAGUUGUAUUUUUCAUGUGUGUUAAUAUGCAGUAUUUAUACAUUGUGAGAAGCUGCUUUGAAUAAAAACAUUGAAACUCCA
Molecule: messenger RNA, 6142 nt
Organism: Dromaius novaehollandiae (emu)
Lineage: Eukaryota; Metazoa; Chordata; Aves; Casuariiformes; Dromaiidae
Gene: CDYL2
Product: chromodomain Y like 2
Exons: 7
Coding region: 256-1779 (507 amino acids)
Cellular component (GO): nucleus
Molecular function (GO): transcription corepressor activity
Source: RefSeq, a predicted model, not a curated record